UCUUGAUUUAGUUAUAAAAAUCUUCGGGCCGGCCACGUUGUUAGGAUUCCACAAAUUAGCACAGCCACAAAGUUAAAAUUGGCUGUAUCGUAAAAAAUCAUGAAAACGAACAUUUGCUUUUUGAUCAUAAUUUAAGGUUGGGGUUGAUGUUGGCAGAGGGGUUAGGUUUGAAAUGAUAAGACAAAUUAUAUAAAUGGCGGGGUUUAUGACUUUGUGGCUGUGGUGACUAGUAAUGACCGCGUUGUUUUGCUGCUAAAACAACUAGCUAGUUAGCGGUGCUAGCUAGUAAACAAACAACUGAACUGAAUAUGUCUGGAACUUCAUCAGUAGCUGGUGAAGUAUUUGUAGACGCCCUGCCGUAUUUUGACCAGGGUUAUGAUGCAGCUGGCGUCAGAGAGGCGGCUGCAGCCUUGGUAGAAGAGGAGACUCGCAGAUACAGACCUACAAAGAACUAUCUCAGUUAUAUACCCACACCUGAUUUCACUACCUUUGAAACUGAAAUCAUGAGGAACGAGUUUGAGAGGCUAGCAGCCCGGCAGCCUCUGGAACUUCUCAGCAUGAAGAGGUCAACCCAGUCUACUCUUUUGCACAUAGCAAUAUUUUUUAACCAGACUUUUUUUGCUAAAACAUUCAAUCACACAUUCAGUUCGAAAGUGAUGCAUUUAAACCCUCGUUGUCCUGAGUGUAUACCCAACUGUUUUAUUUUUAACCUGUGCAGAUAUGAGCUUCCUGCUCCAUCUUCAGGGCAGAAGAAUGACAUCACUGCAUGGCAGGAUUGUGUGAACAACUCCAUGGCUCAGCUGGAGCAUCAGGCAGUGCGCAUUGAGAACCUGGAACUCAUGGCACACUAUGGCACCAACGCAUGGAAGGUCUACAAUGAUAACCUGGCCUUUAUGAUUGAAUUGGCUCAAAAGGAACUACAGAAAUGUAGAAAGCAGAUUCAGGACUUGAACUGGCAACGAAAGAAUGAUCAGCUUGCAGGCGGGGCCAAGCUGAGAGAGCUGGAGUCAAAUUGGGUGUCCCUCGUAAGUAAGAACUAUGAGAUUGAACGUGCCAUCGUCCAGUUGGAGAAUGAAGUUGGAAAGCUCAAACAGCAACAGGGUGACGAGAACAAGGAAAAUAUUCGACAGGACUUCUAGAACUCAAGCCUUGUGCGAGACCCCUUCUACAAAAAAAUAAAAUGUUAAGCUUGCAGCUGAGAACCAACAUGAAAAGAAAAGGACUCUCCAAACUUUCAGAAGAACAUAUUUUCCUUGGCUCCACAGUUUCUUUACAUUAGUGUCAGACAGUGACCAUUGAAAAACCAUGGGCCGUGUAAAGAACUUUUUCAUUGUACCUCGAGAUCACUUAAGAUGUAAACUCUGUUCAAUUUUUAAAUGUUUGUCAAUUUAAGUAGUUCUAAAUUGAGGUAGAGUUAAGCAUAACUAAUGAUGCUGUCUACCAAAUGCACAUGAUUUCUUCCCAUAUGCUAGCAUGUUUAGAACAUUUGUGAUACAAUAAGAUUUUUAUUUUUUUAUUUUUUUAAAUCGACUUAUAAUAAAAUGAUGUUGAAACAUG
Oncorhynchus kisutch (coho salmon) is the source of this 1557-nucleotide messenger RNA. Its product is annotated as pre-mRNA-splicing factor SPF27. The transcript is spliced from 6 exons. Gene Ontology annotation, cellular component: catalytic step 2 spliceosome; precatalytic spliceosome; Prp19 complex. NCBI's taxonomy places the organism in Eukaryota, Metazoa, Chordata, Actinopteri, Salmoniformes, Salmonidae. The record is from RefSeq and is a predicted model, not a curated record. Bases 309 to 1139 code for a protein of 276 amino acids. Gene Ontology annotation, biological process: mRNA processing.